Messenger RNA from Penicillium chermesinum, 2430 nucleotides. Its product is annotated as 3-oxoacyl- synthase. Bases 1 to 2430 code for a protein of 809 amino acids. NCBI's taxonomy places the organism in Eukaryota, Fungi, Ascomycota, Eurotiomycetes, Eurotiales, Aspergillaceae. The record is from RefSeq and is a predicted model, not a curated record. The transcript has 10 exons. Gene Ontology annotation, biological process: fatty acid biosynthetic process. Gene Ontology annotation, molecular function: 3-oxoacyl-[acyl-carrier-protein] synthase activity.
AUGGCGGGACGGCCCAGUGCUUCUGUGGACUUGACAUCGGAUGGCGCUGCCUUGUUUGUCGGUUCUAUGGAUGAUCGCAUGGCAUUCGGGGAGGGGGCUUUGAUUGGUGCCAUGCAAGAUGGGGGCUGGAUCGCGUCGGAAUGGUUGAGUCGCGGUGAUGAACGCAAGAUGGCUCUGUUUGCCCAAUAUGGAAUUGUUGCUGCUGAGGAAGCACUGAACGAUGCAAAGUGGAGACCAUCCGAGUUUGAACAGAGAGAAGCUACAGGCGUCUGUCUUGGAUCGGGGAUUGGGAACUUUGAUGAGAUUUAUAAUACCGUGAUUGCAUAUGACAAAGGAGUAGGCGCUCUUACGAUCGAAAGUCUUUCCGAUACUGACGACUCCCAGGGCUACAAAAAGGUCAAUCCAUUAUUUGUACCUAAGCUAUUGAUCAACCUAGGGGCUGGCCACAUCUCUAUGAGGCAUGGCUUUAUGGGCCCAAACCAUGCAGCGACCACGGCAUGCACGACCGGGGCCCAUUCCAUCGGCGACGCAGCAAGGUUCAUUGCCUGCGGUGAUGCGGAUGUGAUGGUGGCUGGUGGUGCCGAGUCAUGCAUUCAUCCCUUAGCCAUCGGCGGCUUCGCCCGUGCUCGAAGUCUAGCAACCGACUACAAUGAUGACCCAGAACUGGCUUCAAGGCCUUUCGAUGCCGACCGCGCUGGCUUUGUGGUUGGCGAAGGUGCAGCAAUGCUUGUUUUGGAGGACUUGGAGCACGCCCGUGCCAGAGGUGCUCGCAUCUAUGCCGAGCUUAAAGGCUAUGGCUGUUCCAGCGAUGCUCACCAUAUGACUGCUCCCAAGGAAAAUGGUGAAGGUGCCUAUAUUGCCAUGAAAAAAGCCCUCAAGCAGGCUCAGGUCAAGCCUGCGGCUGUGGAUUAUGUUAAUGCUCAUGCCACGUCGACUGUCGUCGGCGACGCCGCCGAGAAUACGGCCAUCAAGUCGCUUCUGCUAGGCCCAGAAGGCAAAAACAAAGCUUCUGAGGUGAAUAUCAGCAGUACCAAGGGUGCUAUUGGCCAUCUCCUCGGCGGUGCUGGAGCUGUGGAAGCUGUGUUCAGUGUUUUGGCAAUUCGUGAUAAUAUCAUGCCGCCCACUCUUAAUCUCAACCGGCUAGCUGAGGGCUUCGACUGUAACUACGCCCCAGGCAAUGCCCAAGACAGGCAGAUCGAUGUGGCUCUGACCAACAGUUUCGGCGACCUCUCGUGCCCCGAGAACCCCACUGCUGCGCUAAUCAUGGCGUCAAACGGGGAUGCUGGCCGAGCGUCCGGAAGUCUGGUGGAUGCUUCGGGCUACAAAUUUACGGAGAAAGAUACGAAGCCGGGAAAGAUGAAGGUUAAGAAGACAGCCAAGGCUUCUACCAAGAAGAAGGCCGAUGAUGUGAAAGAUGGCCCUGUCGACAAAUCACCUAAUACCUCCCCUCUGCCGAAGCUGGACAGCAAACUCGGAGCAUAUUUCCCGACCGGGAAACCGCGCGAAGACGACCUGUUAGAAACAGUGAUCUGCAAGCAUUGCAAGCGCCCAACUUUGAAACAAACCGCCCCAGAGCACAUUCGUGGAUGUCUGAAAGCCAAGCAAGAGAAAGCCCGUAAGAAGAAGGAGGCACGUGAUGCUAUCAACCGUGCUAAGAACGCGGAUGGCAAGGAGGACGACGACGCUCGUGAUAGGGUGGACGAUGACUCCAUGAAAGGUCAAAAGAGCGCGAAGAAAAGUGCAGUCAAGGGGACUGAUGACAGCAAAAAAGGCAAAAAACGCAAAGCUGACGAGGACGACGGCAAGGAACCCAAGAAAAAGAAGAAGAAGGACGAGCCUAAGGCCAAGACAGCGAAGCCCAAGGGCCCUGUGGAUGUUGAGAAGCAAUGUGGUGUCACUUUACCUAAUGGUGCGCAGUGUGCUCGCUCCCUGACUUGCAAGAGCCAUUCAAUGGGGGCCAAGCGAUCUGUUCCUGGCCGUUCUCUCCCCUAUGAUAUGCUGCUUCAGCAGUAUCAGAAGAAGAACCAGGCACGCCAACAAAAAGCUGCCAUCGAUGCCAACGCUCCACUCCAAGAUGACAUCGACACAAAUGGCCCGGUGGACUCGGAUGAAGAACGAGAUACGGUCAUGGCUGCGAUUGCACGAUCAAAUCCAAGGCCUCUUGAGAGCCAUACUCUCAUUAGUUCGAAAACCAAAUACCGUUAUGUUCGAAUUAAGGAGCAAAUGCUUCAUGCCUUUGGUGGCCGCGGCGGCGGGGGGAUUUUCUCUACGGACGAUAGUCAACAACCGCUGUUUGGUGGCAACAUUUUCCAACCAUUUGACCCGAUGGAUGUCUCCCAGUCCUACCCUCGAGCGACACCGGUGACAUCUCUACCGAUGGAACCAAGAAGCCCUCUGUCACGGUUUCAUGAAGAUCCAGCGACAAAAUGA